Molecule: messenger RNA, 1319 nt
Organism: Magnusiomyces paraingens
Lineage: Eukaryota; Fungi; Ascomycota; Dipodascomycetes; Dipodascales; Dipodascaceae
Exons: 1
Biological process (GO): response to hydrogen peroxide; hydrogen peroxide catabolic process
Cellular component (GO): mitochondrion; peroxisome; cytoplasm
Molecular function (GO): catalase activity; heme binding
Source: RefSeq, a predicted model, not a curated record
AUGUCACAAAGAUAUACUGUCCCUACUUAUACUACUGGUAGUGGUAACCCAGUCACUUGCCCAUUCGCAACUGAAAGAAUUGGUACAAAUGGCCCUCUUUUGCUUCAAGAUAGUCAUCUUAUUGAAGUUUUGGCUAGUUUCAACAGAGAAAAGAUCCCUGAAAGAAUUGUUCAUGCCAAAGGUACCGGUGCCUAUGGUGUGUUUGAAGUUACACAUGAUGUCACUCAAUAUACAUGUGCUCAAUUUUUGCAGCCUAAUACUUCUUCAAAGGUUUUUGUUCGAUUCAGCACUGUAGGUGGUGAAAAGGGCUCUGCUGAUACUGCUCGUGAUCCGCGUGGUUUUGCUGUUCGAUUUUAUACUGAGGAAGGAAACUGUGACAUUGUCGGAAAUAAUACCCCGAUAUUUUUCUUGCGUGAUCCAGUGAAAUUUAGCCCUUUUAUUCACACCCAGAAGCGCAAUCCCAAGACUGGACUAAAAGAUCCUAAUGCUCAUUGGACCUAUGUGGUGGAGCAUCAAGAGGCGCUUCAUCAAUACUUUUUGCUUCAUUCAGAUCGUGGCACACCUGCAUCGUACCGUGAAAUGCAUGGCUACGGGUCUCACACUUACAAGCUAGUUAAGGAGAACGGGCAAUUUGUAUACGUUAAAUUCCAUUUUAGAGCGGACCUUGGCUUCAAAACUUUGAGCGAUGAAGAAGCAACCAAGCUAGCUGGUGAUGAUCCAGAUCACCAUCGGCGUGAUCUUUAUGAAAAUAUUGAAAAAGGCAACUUUCCAUCUUGGACUCUUUGCAUCCAAACGAUGACUCCUGAACAGGCCGAAAAAGCACCAUUUUCAAUUUUUGAUUUGACGAAGGUCUGGCCUCAUGCAGACUUCCCUCUUCAAAAAGUUGGCAAGUUAACUUUAAAUGAAGUUCCCAAGAAUUUCUACGCGGAAGUCGAGCAAGCAGCUCUUUCCCCAUCUAACAUGGUUCCAGGAGUUGCUCCUAGUGCAGACCCUGUUCUUCAGAGUAGACUGUUUUCUUAUCCUGAUGCUCAAAGAUAUCGUCUUGGAGUCAAUUUCCGACAGAUUCCUGUCAAUUGUCCUCUUCAUGAGUUCAAUCCGCUUUUGCGCGAUGGAGCAAUGCGAGUUGACGGUAACCUUGGUGAUUAUCCUACUUAUCUACCAUCUUCUGCUCCUAUCCACUACAAAGUAGUCCCUGGUAUGGAACAUCAUGAACGUUGGGUUGGUACAGUUACAAGAUUUCAUUGGGAAGCUUCAAUUGAGCAAGGCGAUUUUGUUCAAAUUCAAUCUCUUUGGAAUGUAUUUGGAAAGACAAACCAACA